AAAGAUCCUUACAUGAAGUAGGAGGUAGUAGUGGGUUUCUAUCCACCGUUAAUGCUGAAUUAUCAGGUAAAAAUUCAAUUAUAAUUUCUCGAUUUGAGAAAACUGUGGGUAGCCUUGUAUUAUGACUACCCUUGAUGAUCGACUGUUGGGCGAGAAGAGGCAAAACUAUGUUUCCAGCUCAGAGAGUGAAGGCGAGGAGGAAGAACCGGCUGCUGCUAGUGUUGACAAUGCGGGGUCGCUGCCGCCAAAUAUGCGAUUACAGACUCCAAAGACAGGGCCCAAAGGUGUGAUCCAAGACUUUAGGCGAUACAAGCAACUGGAGACAGAGCAUAAAAAAGAACAGGAGGAGGAACUCAAGGCUUUAGCAAAGAAAUUCUCUCUAAGCUGCCAAACUAGUCUGGAGGAUGAACAGGAGAAGCAGCUGAUGAAGGAACUAGAAAUUGAGGAGGAUGAGUUUUUGAAGCAAUACCAUUUGAAACGACUGCUACAAAUGAAAGAUGAACAGCAGCAGAAAAUAGCUAUGCAAAGGCAUAGAUUUGGAAAAGUGAUUGACAUAACAAGCCAAGAUGAAUUUCUUGCGGCUAUAGAUAAGGAGCCUCUUCAUGUGGUAAUAGUUAUCCAUCUGUAUGAUCAGACUUCAAGCUGCGUUUGCAUGAAUGAAUGCUUAAAUAUUCUAGCACAGCAGUUCCCAAUGGUCAAAUUCUGCCGUGUAGAAGCUGACAAGACAGGCAUCAGCAAAACCUUUAGGAAGAAUGGUUUACCGGCACUUCUCGCCUACAAGGCCACUCAUAUGAUCGGGAACUUUGUGCAACUAAGAAGCAUAUUAGGAGAUGACUUCUUUGCCUCAGAUGUGGAGAGUUUUUUGAUAGAGAAUGGCAUUAUAUCCGACGAAGAAGAACAAUCUUCUCUUCAAGCAAGAAAAAUGAUCGCAACAGAUCAAGAUGAAGAUAGCGAUUUGGACUUGGACUAAAUAGAAGGGAAAUGAGUUAUGCGAUAUGCAAGAGGAAAAAUGAAGGGAUCUUUUUAUUACAGACGGGUGCAUGAUUCACUCUACUGUAAAAUGUUAUUCAAAAAUUCAACAGAGAACAACCAGCCCUCACUAUAUACCAUUAUUAUAAGGACAUAUUCUUUGCAACUAAGGCAAGUCGAAAAAUUAUCAACCAAACCCAAUGUACAGAACAUGACAACAACCUUGUACAUUAGGGCCCACUAUCAUUUGUUACACUCUUACACCCUUUUUUUACAAGAACGUUUUAUUAUAAGAACGUCAAGCCUGAGAUUUCAACAAAUUUUAAGAACAUGCUAAGAACAUGCCGAGGAUCAGAUACCAGAAAUUAUUUAUUUUAGUCUUGAUGCGUUCUAAAAUGCAGAAUCAAUUUGUGCUCAUAAUAACAACCUUAUUAUUGCUAUAGAUCAUUAGUGUAAUUCUCUUCCUAAUAAUUCGUUGGGCAUUAUAUUCUUAUUCACACUAAAAUUUAAGAACGUCGUUCAGGCUCAGCUUCAACGGAAAAUUAGACGUUCUUAUAUAAAAAAAGAGUGUAUAGAGAUAGAGACGACCAUCAUAUCCACAUAGCUUAUAGGUGAAUAGAAUAAGUGUUUGUUUUGAUGGUCAGAGACCUAAUAACAAGUUUAUUCUGCAUAGCAGGCGCUAAGAGUAAAGUAAAUAUUAAGUCCUUUCUUCCUUUUACCAAAACGUAGAAAGAAACCACCGGACAGCCUCUAUCUGCUUGUGCGUCGGACCUUGUGGUCUGCGUCGACAGCUGACUAUUAAAUAAAACCUUUGAAAGAAAGCAACAACGACAAUAACGCAGAAAUGUUUUUUUUAAACGAUAUUUUGGCAGGCCAAUACUUGUCUUCUUCAGGUUAUAAUGAGUUACAGUGGCAUGUAACAACUAGUAUAUGUACAAAGUAUGCCACUUCAGCUCAAUUGGCCUGCUGAAAUAUAAUUAAAAACAACAACUCUGCGUUGUUGUCGACUUUUUCUUUUAAAGUUUUAUUCCUUUCCACCUUGUACGUGCUACGCACUACGUCUAUUAUUCAUGCUAGUCUUCCGAUAUAUAACUUCUCUGAUGUCUCUGUUUUCUGAUGGUUUACCUUUUUCUGUUCUGUUCUUCUGGUGGCGUACCUCUGCAUCCGAAAUAUCGGGGGACAUGAUACAGAAAUCGUUAGAAAAAUAUUGGGGGCCCGGCCACGCCCCUCUUCUGGCCAUUUCCUUAUAAUUAAAUAUUGCUACGGCCCUGUGGAACUAUGUCAUGCUUAAAUCUAAAUACGUACUUAGUUAUAGAGAUCAUACUUAAAGGCGCUGACAGAGAGUCUAUUAUUUUAAACAAAGAUUUUUGCGAAUCAUGGUGGUCGUACCCAGGCCAGGCAAUAAUAUGGUAUAAAAUAUAUUACAAUAAUAAAACGGAAAUUUAUUAUA
This is a messenger RNA of Nematostella vectensis (starlet sea anemone), 2419 nucleotides long. RefSeq names its product phosducin-like protein. Bases 122 to 970 code for a protein of 282 amino acids. NCBI's taxonomy places the organism in Eukaryota, Metazoa, Cnidaria, Anthozoa, Actiniaria, Edwardsiidae. Gene Ontology annotation, biological process: regulation of G protein-coupled receptor signaling pathway. The transcript has 8 exons. The record is from RefSeq and is a predicted model, not a curated record.